CCGGCCUGCCCCCUCCCGCCUUCAACGGCGCAGGCGCACUGUCUCUCCUCCGUACCGUCCCGCACAGUGUUUGAACAGGAAGGCGGACAUGUUUGUUGAGGAUUGGUGAGAAGGCAGGAGGAGCCUGAGCUUUCCGUCCGUUUCACCGCCGUGUGUGAACCCGGGAGGAGGAGGGGGAAGAGGGGACAGCGCUGUGUAUGUGGAGGAGACAUGACGGGGCGGCCCGGCGCUGAGCUGUGAGGUGGAGGAGGAGGACCUGUCAUCCGGAGCGCCGCCAUCAUCACCCCGGGGGCUGGGAGUGGAGGGACGGGCCUGUGUGUGUCUAUGUGUCCGGGGGCCCAUGGGGAGGAUGCCGGGGCCCAAUACAGUGCUGUACAGGCGGUGAGGGGAGACGGAGCUCCGCCGCACACCUGAGCCGUCCGCUAGGAGGAGGAGGACGGGAGGAGCCGCUUCUUGUAUCCGGGGGGGACAUCAACACUCAUCAUCAUGUCUACCGGGGAGAGCUUCGACUCUCGCUACACCAAGAUCGACGUCUUGUUACGGGACCCCAAGUCGGAGGUCAACACCGACUGCCUGCUGGAUGGACUGGAUGCUAUGGUAUAUGAUUUAGACUUCCCAGCUAUGCGGAAAAACAAGAAUAUUGACAACUUCCUAAAUAGAUAUAAAGAUACGAUAAGUAAAGUCAGAGAUCUACGUAUGAAAGCGGAAGACUAUGAAGUAGUAAAAGUCAUUGGCAGAGGAGCUUUUGGUGAAGUUCAGUUGGUAAGGCAUAAAUCAUCAAGAAAGGUGUAUGCAAUGAAGCUCCUGAGCAAGCUGGAAAUGAUAAAGCGAUCGGACUCUGCGUUCUUCUGGGAAGAGCGAGACAUUAUGGCAUUUGCCAACAGCCCCUGGGUUGUGCAGCUGUUCUAUGCCUUUCAAGAUAAUCGUUAUCUGUAUAUGGUGAUGGAGUACAUGCCCGGGGGAGAUCUUGUAAAUUUAAUGAGUAACUAUGAUGUUCCAGAGAAAUGGGCACGGUUUUACACAGCUGAAGUGGUUUUAUCACUAGAUGCCAUUCACUCAAUGGGUUUCAUUCACAGGGAUGUGAAGCCUGACAACAUGCUGCUGGACAAGUCUGGUCAUUUAAAACUUGCAGAUUUUGGUACAUGUAUGAAGAUGAAUAAGGAAGGAAUGGUACGAUGUGACACAGCUGUAGGAACUCCUGAUUACAUUUCCCCAGAAGUGUUAAAGUCCCAAGGUGGGGAUGGUUACUAUGGACGAGAAUGUGACUGGUGGUCUGUAGGGGUCUUCUUGUAUGAAAUGCUUGUAGGCGAUACUCCCUUUUAUGCUGAUUCUUUGGUGGGAACGUAUAGUAAGAUUAUGAACCAUAAGAACUCUCUUACAUUUCCAGAAGACAGUGAAAUCUCAAAAGAGGCAAAGAACUUGAUAUGUGCAUUCCUUACUGACAGGGAAACCCGAUUGGGACGGAAUGGUGUGGAGGAAAUUAAAAGGCAUCUUUUCUUCAAGAAUGAUCAGUGGGCGUGGGAGACUCUUCGAGAUGCUGUGGCUCCAGUUGUCCCAGAUUUAACCAGUGACGUUGAUACCAGUAAUUUUGAUGAUUUGGAGGAAGACAAAGGAGACGAAGAAACAUUCCCGAUGCCCAAAGCAUUUGUGGGCAAUCAGCUUCCUUUUGUAGGAUUCACAUACUACAGCAACAGACAGUAUUUAGCUGACCCUGCACAAAAUCCCGAUGACAACAGAUCAAGCUCCAAAGUAGAUAAAAAUUUGGUGGAGAACUUGCAGAAGAGCAUUUAUCAACUGGAAGAACAGCUGCACAAUGAGAUGCAACUGAAAGAUGAAAUGGAGCAAAAGUGCAGGAUGUCGAACAUUAAACUUGACAAGAUAAUGAAGGAACUGGACGAGGAGGGCAAUCAAAGAAAAAACUUGGAAUCGGUCGUGUCUCAGGCUGAAAAGGAAAAAAUGAUGCUUCAACAUCGAUUGAAUGAAUACCAAAGAAAGGCAGAACAGGAGAGUGAGAAGAGGAGGAAUGUGGAAAAUGAAGUGUCUACUUUAAAAGACCAAUUGGAGGAUCUCAAGAAAGUUAGUCAGAAUUCUCAAAUAACAAAUGAAAAAAUAAUUCAAUUGCAAAAGCAGUUGGAUGAAGCCAAUGACUUCCUAAGAGCGGAGUCGGACACAGCAGCUAGGCUGAGAAAAGGUCAAAAUGAGAUGACCAAGACUAUUGCACAACUAGAAGCACUAAACCGGGAACUGCAGGAUAGAUGUCGACUAUUAGAAAGUGCCAAGCUACAAGUGGAAAAAGAUUUCUUUCAGUUACAGGCGGCCUUAGACUCUGAGCGGAGAGACAGAAACCAGGGAUCAGAAAUGAUUGGGGACUUGCAAGCUCGGAUGACAUCGCUACAAGAAGAACUUAAACAUCUCAAACACAAUCUUGAAAGGGCAGAAUUAGACAGGAAAGAGGCAUUGGAUCUCUUAAACCGUUCUGAAAAAGAAAAAAAUAAUUUAGAAAUUGAGUUGAACUACCAACUAAAAACUUUGCAGCAACAGUUGGAUCAGGAGAUGAAUGAACAUAAGGUGACGAAAGCUCGACUGAGUGACAAGCACCAGUCAUUUGAAGAGGAGAAGUCAGUUGCUAUGUGUGAGAUGGAAAUGAAAGUGAAAGCAGAAAGGGCAGCGAAGGAGAAAGCGGAGAACCGAAGAGUGGAGAUAGAGAAACAGUGUUCAAUGCUGGAUUUUGAUUUGAAACAAGCACGUCAAAAAAUAGAGCACCUCAUUCAGCAAAAGGAGAGGCUGGAUGAAGAGGUGAAGCAGUUGACACUGCAAGUUGAGCAAGAGACGAAGAGGAGGAUAACGACGCAGAAUGAGCUGAAGGUGCAUGCGUUUGAAGCUGAUAAUUUGAAGGGAUCAGAGAAACAGUUGAAGCAGGAAAUGAAUACAUUGUUGGAAGCAAAGAGGUUGCUGGAAUUUGAACUUGUUCAGUUAACCAAGCAAUAUAGAGGAAAUGAAGGUCAAAUGAGGGAACUGCAGGAUCAAUUGGAAGCUGAGCAAUAUUUUUCAACGCUGUACAAAACUCAGGUGAAAGAACUGAAAGAGGAGGUUGAAGAAAAGGCAAAGCUAAGUCAGGAUUUGGAGAAGAAAAUGUUUGAUUAUCAUAAUGAGAAAGAAACUCUUGCCGCACAGCUGGACCUGGCAGUUACCAAAGCAGAAUCGGAGCAGCUUGCUCGGGGGCUUCUAGAAGAGCAAUGUUUUGAGCUGUCUCAAGAGAAUAAGAAGCUCUCUUCAAGAGUCAGGCAAGAUGUCAUAGAGAAGGACCAUACUAUCCGCAAGCUGGAAGAAACAAACAAUACAUUAACCAAAGAUGUCCAGACAUUAACAAAAGAAAAUGCUGAUCUGAUUGAGAAGGUUAAAGCACUGGAAGAAGAGUUUAAGCAGAAACAAGAGGAAAUUGGCAGCAUGAAGAUUAUGUAUGACAAGAAUUUAAACACUGAAAGAACACUUAAGACCCAGGCUGUAAAUAAACUGGCAGAAAUUAUGAACAGGAAAGACUUCAAACUGGACAGAAAGAAAGCGAACACGCAAGACUUGAGAAAGAAGGAGAAAGAAAACCGGAAGCUGCAAUUGGAUCUUAAUCAGGAGAAGGAGAAGUUCAAUCAAAUGGUUGUGAAGUCCCAGAAAGAGAUAGAAGAAACGUUAAUGCAACUUACUGAGGAAAGCAACUACAAGAAUGAGCUUCAGAUGCAGCUAGACAGCAAAGAAAGUGACAUUGAACAGCUACGUGCUAGACUGGUAGAGUUACAGCUCCGUAUGGACUCUACAAGUGUUGCCAGUUUGCAGCCAGACGAAGCAGAUGGCAUGAUGGGGGAAUCCGAAUCAAGAAUUGAAGGCUGGCUCUCUAUACCCAACAGAGGGAACAUUAAAAGGCAUGGAUGGAAGAAACAGUAUGUGGUGGUUAGCAGUAAAAAGGUUCUGUUUUACGAAGAUGAGCAGAAUAAAGAACAGUCCAACCCUUCAAUGGUACUAGACAUAGAUAAGCUUUUUCAUGUCCGCCCUGUUACACAAGGAGAUGUUUACAGAGCAAAUACUGAUGAGAUCCCCAAGAUAUUUCAGAUACUCUAUGCCAAUGAAGGGGAAUGCAGGAAAGACCAGGAAUUGGAACCAGUGCAGCAAGCUGAGAAGACCAAUUUCCUCAGCCACAAAGGACACGAGUUCAUCCCAACACUUUACCACUUCCCCGCAAAUUGUGAGGCUUGUUCUAAGCCUUUGUGGCAUGUUUUCAAGCCGCCCCCCGCACUGGAAUGCCGUAGAUGCCAUGUCAAGUGCCAUAAAGACCACUUGGAUAAAAAAGAGGAAGUUAUAGCCCCUUGUAAAGUGAGUUAUGAUGUGACAUCUGCGAGGGAUUUACUUUUAUUGGCCUGCUCUCAGGAUGAUCAGAAAAAAUGGGUGACACAUUUAGUAAAAAAGAUACCUAAAAACCCACCAACAAACUUCGUCCGUGUUUCCCCAAGAACAAUGUCUACUAGGUCAACAAACCAGUCCUUCAGAAAGCCCCCUAAGUCUGGGUCAGGGAAAGCCAGCUAAUCACUGUGAGCCACUGUGUGAGUUCAUGAAGUUGGCCUUCCCUAGGAUAGACUGGUGCAGAGAGCUGCUAUUUCCAUCAAUACCAGUGUUGCAGGCUUCAGGGUUCUUGUGUGCUUCUGUUUUUCCCCUGCUUAGGCAGAAAGCAUGCUAUGAGGGUCUCCUAUUGCGGGUUUGCUGAAAGAUUAGACAAAUUAUUACUAUGUAAUGCAAGUAAAACCAAGCUUAGCAAUGUUUAUUUUCAUAUAUAUAUAUUUAUAUUCAAAUCAAUAUAAAGAUAUUCUUUGGAUAUCUGUGAAAGCCUGUCGGUAUGACGGAAUGCAGCUUAUGCACAUAUGAGGAUUGGAGCAACUACACCUUGUAUGGACAAGCAAAGGAAUAUGUCUCAAAAUGAGAACAGAUGUCCGUAGAUAGUAUCUCCAUCUUCCUGAAGACUGCAGUUCCAGCUUGUUCGAAGCUAAGUGACCACUUGAACUCUAGUGCCUUCACUUUACAGCUCGUGGCAGCCUUACAGCAGAUGCGGGCAAAGAGAUCCUGUUCUAUGCUUUGCAGAAUAUAUUAGUUAUUCCUCAAGGUGAAAGGUCAAGAUAUUUGUUUUAACUAUGCAUUUUAUUUUAUUAUUUUUUUUAAAUUUCAUCUUGUUUUGCCAAGCCAUAUUGAAUUGUGUUAGUACAUAGAGGCAUUAGAAACUAACAGUACAAAACCCAAGUUUUACAUGUGUGUUUAUUUUGUAUUGUAUUGCCUUACAGUUUUUAAAGAACGUUAAGUUAACGGACAUAUAAAAUAUGUAUGCACUGUGUGAACUUGUAAAUUAUUGUUAGAACACUUUUUUUUUUUUUUUUAUUGGAUAUGGCUUUGUUCUUUUUAGUGCCUUAUUUCAGUCGUUUUACUGCCAUGUUUAAAGGGUCUGGGCACAAAAUGUAGUUUCCUGAAAGUGAAACCAUUAUUAUAUGCAGGUUUUAGCUGCCUCCACGUUACAUUUCCACUAGAAGAGGGAGAUUGGGAGACCAGAAAAAGGGAGCAAGUAACCCUUACACUGAGAUUACAUAUAUGCUUGUACAAUCCAUGUGAUCACCAAUGGGUUGUAAGACAUUCCAUGCUGGUUUGCAUAAGGGCUGCAUGGAUCGAUUCAGAGACAGCACAGAAAAUCCAAGCUAGAGAUACUCAAACUGUAACAUAAUCUUGCAGGUCACUUGGCCUAAAAUUAUUUGGAGGUAGAGGUUGGGUUGGUGUGUUGUGGAGUACAUUAAAAUCACCAAUUUUAUAUCUAAAAGAUACUGUAGGUAUUCUCUGUAUGAAGUUAGGAGUCGCUUUACUAGCCAAACGUCCCAUGUGACUGUGUAGACGCAUAAGAAAUAACUAAAUUCCAGAUGCCCAUUUUACAUUCCUUGUGUCCCUAAAAGUUCCAGGGUUUUAAACAGCUGAUAUGCUCCAUAUUGGAACACAUUAGCGUUUUAGUCAUCCAAUAAACUUUUAUAUGGCUUUUGCCGCUUUGUAAGUUCCCUAGUUGGCUCCGCCAUCUGUCUGGUAAAAGAGCUCUGAAGGUAGAUCUUGAGCAGGCCUGACGAGAACGGGUGGCCUUUUAUUUUCCUGUUUGUUGGUUACAUGCUAAUGCCCAUUUCUAACUAGGUAUGUAACCACAGCUGUUUGGAAGAGAUCUUCUGUAGACCGUUGCUUUUUUUAUAAUUUUUUUAUUUUUUUGCCCAAUAAAAUUGUAUAAGACGUAUCAUGUGAUUCCUGUACAAUCACUGAUCUAAACUACCUAAUAAGGUUUGUGUUUUAAAUUAUGCUGAGCAUAUGUGCAGUUGAAAGCAUUAAAAUGUAAAAGGAUAAAAAAAAAAAAGGUUCACAUUUUUAUAAAUUCUUGAUAAUAUAGGGAUUCUAAUAUAAAUGUCUCUGCUUAAUAGCAGAAACAAAUUUAAGGUAUGGGCAAUAAUGGUUUAUUUUUGUUUGUUUUUUUACCGAAUACCUCUUCAGUAAUUUAUAAUGGCUUUGCAGUUUAUAUGUAUUAAAAAUAGAAAAAAAAGCACUGGAAAACUGGUUCUUCUGAAGGCAAUUUGCAUGUUUCAAGUGGUAUUGAAAUCCGCACUGAUGGAUAUGUCAUAAUAAACAUAUCUGUUAUUAAUAUGCUAAUGACCGUGUGAUCAUUUGAAAAAAAAAAAUAAAACCUAUUUAUAGAAA
Molecule: messenger RNA, 6750 nt
Organism: Rana temporaria (common frog)
Lineage: Eukaryota; Metazoa; Chordata; Amphibia; Anura; Ranidae
Gene: ROCK1
Product: Rho associated coiled-coil containing protein kinase 1
Exons: 33
Coding region: 487-4572 (1361 amino acids)
Biological process (GO): embryonic morphogenesis; Rho protein signal transduction; cortical actin cytoskeleton organization
Cellular component (GO): cytoskeleton; cytoplasm
Molecular function (GO): Rho-dependent protein serine/threonine kinase activity; ATP binding; small GTPase binding
Source: RefSeq, a predicted model, not a curated record